GACACGGCGCGGUCAGCUCGGUCUGGGGAUGGUGAUGGGUGCCACCGCUCCAGGUGGCACAGGGACAUGCUGCUGCCACCGCUCCAGGUGGCACAGGGACAUGCUGCUGCCACUCUCCAGGUGGCACAGGGACAUGCUGCUGCCACUGCUCCAGGUGGCACAGGGACAUGCUGCUGCCCAGUGCCCCGAGCGCUGCGGGAGCCCCAGGGGAUGCAUCCCCCGAGGGCUCAGGGUCCAGCGGAGGGCACUCGCCCAGUGGCUGCAGCAUCGCUGCACGGAGCUCUCCGCGGACUCACAGACACCACCCAGUGACCACGGACCACGGCCCGGGACAUACGGACACCACUCAGUGACCACGAACCACCAGGACAUACGGACACCACUCAGUGCCCAUGGGGCAUGGACAAUGCCCAGGAUCCAUGGAUCACUGCCCAGUGCCCAUGGUGCAUCCAUCACCCCAGAGCCACGGAGCACUGCCCGGGACACACGGAUCUCUGCCGGGCAGGCACGGACCAUCACUCAGGAUCCAUCCAGCACUGCCCGGCAUCCACGGACUGCCGUCCGGGACGCACGGACCAUGACCCAUGGACGAUCGCCCGGCGGCCCUAACCUCUCCGGCCGCCCUGACCCCUCCGGCCGCAGUGACCGGUCCGGCACAGUGACCACCGCCCGGCCGCAGUGACCGGUCCGGCACAGUGACCACCGCCCGGCACAGUGACCACCGCCCGGACACACUGACCACCGCCCGGCCGCAGUGACCACCGCCCGGCACAGUGACCACCGCCCGGCACAGUGACCACCGCCCGGCACAGUGACCACCGCCCGGCACACUGACCACCG
Prinia subflava (tawny-flanked prinia) is the source of this 840-nucleotide messenger RNA. RefSeq lists its product as uncharacterized. The transcript has 2 exons. Lineage: Eukaryota; Metazoa; Chordata; Aves; Passeriformes; Cisticolidae. The record is from RefSeq and is a predicted model, not a curated record. Bases 29 to 682 code for a protein of 217 amino acids.